Mizuhopecten yessoensis (Yesso scallop) is the source of this 3569-nucleotide messenger RNA. Its product is annotated as unconventional myosin-Id-like. Gene Ontology annotation, molecular function: microfilament motor activity; actin filament binding; ATP binding. Gene Ontology annotation, cellular component: myosin complex; plasma membrane; cytoplasm. Lineage: Eukaryota; Metazoa; Mollusca; Bivalvia; Pectinida; Pectinidae. Bases 85 to 3144 code for a protein of 1019 amino acids. The transcript has 24 exons. Gene Ontology annotation, biological process: vesicle transport along actin filament; actin filament organization. The record is from RefSeq and is a predicted model, not a curated record.
UCUACCGACGAGCACCUGUGUGGUAGGUUUUGUGUGGAGAAUGCUAGGCUAAUAGCCUAUGUGACUGUCAGAAAACUUAACAGAAUGGCAGGUAGCAUACACGAAGGACCGGAAUAUGGUACAGGGGAUUUCGUCCUGUUACCAGAAGUGUCCAUGUCAGCUUUUAUGUCCAAUUUAAAAGUGAGAUAUGAGAAAAACAGAAUCUAUACCUAUAUCGGGGAGGUGAUUGUUUCCGUCAAUCCGUACCGUACAUUGGACAUCUACAACAAUACCUAUGUUGACCAAUACCGAGGGCGCGAGAUCUAUGAACGACCCCCACACAUAUUUGCCCUGGCUGACAGUGCUUACAAGACAAUGAAAAGGAGCAGUCGAGACACAUGCAUCGUCAUAUCAGGUGAAAGUGGCUCAGGGAAGACUGAAGCAUCCAAAAUUAUCAUGAGGUACAUUGCCGCGGUGACCAAUCUCGGUGGGCAGAAGGAAGUUGAAAGGAAUGAGGUAGCAAGAGUGAAGGAUGUCUUAAUCACAUCCAAUGUCAUCCUUGAAGCUUUUGGGAAUGCAAAGACAAACCGAAAUGACAAUUCCAGUCGGUUUGGCAAAUACAUGGACAUCAACUUUGACUUCAAAGGAGAUCCUAUUGGUGGCCACAUCAGUAAUUACUUAUUAGAAAAAUCUAGGGUAGUUCAUCAACAACAGGGCGAGAGAAAUUUCCAUUCAUUUUAUCACUUACUAUAUGGUGCUAAGGAUGAAAAGCUAGCGGAACUGAAGUUAACACGAGACCCCAUGAAGUAUCAUUACGUCAGACAAGGUGGUGACCCAAAGUGUGCCACAUUAAAUGAUCGUGAAGAUUAUCGUGCCGUCAUGUCAGCCAUGAAAACGAUGGGAUUUGCAUACAGCCACGCAGAAGCCUUGUGGAGAGUUCUGUCUGCAAUUCUACAGCUGGGAAAUGUGGAAUAUGGAAUGAGUGAAGACCAUGAUGUGGCUUUUGUCGAAGACAAGAAGUUGCUAGGCAACAUAGCGGCCAUGUUGUCAGUGACCCCAAUUGACCUUGAAAAAUCCCUGUGUUACCGUGUGAUUGCUGCAGGAGGACAAGUGGUGGAGAAGGGGCUCAGUACGUCUGAAGCUUUGUAUGCGAGGGAUGCCUUUAGCAAGGCAAUUUACGACCGGAUGUUUACAUGGAUUGUGGCACAGAUUAAUGAGGCGAUUGACCCGAAGGUCAGUGGUAUAGGGUACAUUGGCAAGAACACAGUCAUUGGCGUACUCGAUAUCUACGGAUUUGAAAUCUUUGACAACAACAGUUUUGAACAGUUCUGCAUCAACUACUGUAAUGAGAAGUUGCAGCAGUUGUUCAUUGAGCUAGUGUUGAAGCAGGAACAGGAGGAGUAUAUGAGGGAGGGAAUUGAGUGGACCCACAUCAAAUACUUCAACAACAACGUCAUCUGUGACCUUGUUGAACAACCCCACAAGGGAAUACUUGCCAUCCUCGACGAGGCCUGCCUCAGUGUUGGCAAAGUCAAUGAUGAGAUGUUUUUAUCAGUCAUGGCAAAGAAACUUGGGAAGCAUGACCAUUUUACUUGCAGAGAGCUGGCUCCAUCAGACAAGACUUUGGAACAUAGUCGUGACUUUCGAGUCAAACACUACGCAGGUCAAGUGCAAUACAGUGUCAUUGGCUUCAUUGACAAAAAUAAGGACACCUUGUUCCAGGACUUCAAACGGUUACUUUACAACAGCAAAGAGCCACUCUUGAAGGAAAUCUGGCCAGAGGGCAGUCAAAAAAUCACAGAGACAACUAAACGUCCUACCACAGCAGGCACCAACUUCAAGAACUCCAUCAUAGCCCUAGUGCAGAACCUGGCUUCAAAAGAGCCUCAUUACGUGAGAUGCAUCAAGCCCAACGAGAUCAAGUCUCCGUCACGACUGGACAGUGAACGUGUCCAGCACCAGGUCUUGUACCUUGGACUGAUGGAGAACGUGCAUGUACGGAGGGCUGGCUUUGCCUACCGGGCUGGCUAUGGACGAUUUCUCCAACGGUACAAAUGUACCACUGGAGCAACAUGGCCAAAUUUCAAAGGGCUUGACAUUGAUGGUGUCAAGACUGUUAUUGAUCAAUUCCAUUAUAACGAUGAUGUGAAGUACGGGAAAUCCAAGAUCUUUAUCCGGUCGCCACAGACUUUGUUCGCCCUGGAGGAAGAGAGGGACAGAUGUCUACCAAAGAUCAUCAUUUUUUUGCAGAAGAUGUGGCGUGGAGCCAUUGCUCGGCGAAAGGCCAAGUUCAUGCGUGCCAUCUAUCUAAUCAUGAUGCGCUUCAGGAAGUACAAGAUGAGGCGCUACAUCAAAAGCUGUGUGGAACGGUUCAAGAAUGUACGUAACAUGAAGGACUUUGGAAAGUCAAUUCAGUGGCCAAAGCCUCCCUCUGUACUGGAAGGCAUGGUUGCAUUGCUACAGAAGACACAUGGUCGGUGGCGUGCACAAAUGAUACUACGACACCAGCCCAAGUCCGAAUGGCCUGUGUUACGACUCAAGGUUACAGCACAGGAAGUGCUCAGAGGUCUGAGGUCAGACUGGGGAUACCGCAGGAAGUGGGAAGCCAACUAUCUUGCAUCCGCGGCUGAAGUAUCCCAGACAAAAGACAACAGCAGUACUGCUGAUUUUGUAGCAAAGAUGAACUCACUCAAAUCACAUGAUGCUUUCACAAAGAUUCUGUUCUCCACCUAUGUAAAGAAGGUUAACAAGCACAACCAGCAGGCAGAGCGAGCAGUUGCCAUCACAGACAAGUACAUCUACAAACUUGACCCUCAUAAAAAGUUUAAACCUAUGAAAAAAGGCAUACCCACAGCUGAUGUCACUGGUCUUAGUGUGACCUCUGACUCUGACCAAUUGGUGGUCAUCCAUCUGAUGGGAGGAAAUGACCUGGUCAUUUGUCUUUCCAGUCCAGGCAAGGAGGAAAGGGUUGGCGAGUUUGUCGGCACACUCUGCAGGUUCUGGCAGAUAAAAGGCAAAGAAUUGAAGGUUACAAUAUCCAAACCCAUAACAUGUAUGCUUGGAAACAAGAAACGUCAUGUUGCAGUGCGACCAGCUGCUGCUACCAGCACACCAGUUUUCCGAAAAGAAGGUGCUGACCUAGCACUUCACUGGCCGGAGGCUUAAAGACGUACAAAUCCUAAUUCCAUGGCUUUCAGAACAACUGUGAUAUUGUUCACUCUCCUAUAGACACCAUGAACAAUAUAUUUCAAAUCUUACCGUAUUGUAUGUUUUUUUCAUGAUUGAUAGGUGUACUGUUCUGUGUAUGAACCCAGCUUUCAACAUUGCUCAUGUUUAUUUUGUUUUUUUCAAUUGCAUAUUUUAAAACCAAUACCUGAAAUUCAUACAAAAAAAGUAUGGUAGCUUUUUGGCCAUCUACACUGAAUCUGUGUCAACCACUAAAUGAAUUAGACAGGUAAUGGUCAUAUGACAACCUGGAGUUCUACAACGUUGGAAAAUUUGGUGGUGAAACAAAAGUCACGAUUUAAAUAUAAAUUUGCAUGAAUAAAAAUAUUUCUGUAGAAAUAUAUAUAUAUAUAUAUAUGAUACUA